Messenger RNA from Spinacia oleracea (spinach), 5698 nucleotides. RefSeq lists its product as uncharacterized. The record is from RefSeq and is a predicted model, not a curated record. Lineage: Eukaryota; Viridiplantae; Streptophyta; Magnoliopsida; Caryophyllales; Amaranthaceae. Bases 99 to 1661 code for a protein of 520 amino acids. The transcript has 2 exons.
AACGCAAAAGGAAAGGUAGCACUCUUUUAAGGCCUUCCGCGCAUCCGAAGAAAGCAAAGGCUUCUCAGUCUUCGGAAAAGGAAGCGGUUUCGGAAGUCAUGCCUCCUCCUAAGAGCCUUCUUCACUUCAUGCCCUUGCCAGGGCAGAAGUUAAAGAGUGUGGUGGUUGCUGAAUCGCCGCCCGUGGACCAGCCGCCGAUCGAGGAAGAUGUUAUCCCCUCUCCCUUGAAGCCAUCUGCUGCUUUGGGGGUCGAAAUCCAGGAUAUCACCGAGGUGGUGGAGGCGAUUGAAGCCGAUUUUGCUCCUGCCUCGGAUGUCCCUGAGGUAGCUGAGGAGAAGAAGGAGUCUGCUGAUCUUCCCUUCGAAAGAGAGAAGAGUCCAGACAAGGAGAUGGUAGAUCUCUCGGGCCCCGAAGCUGCGGUUCCCGAGGUUCAGAAAGAGGUUCCCUCUGCUGGAGAGGAGGAGCAGCCCGAGCAAGGUCUGACAAGGAAGAGGCGCCACUCGACUUUGGGUUCUACUUCCACCUCGGCCUUGGAUAGGCUGAUCCAUGCUGAUCCCUGUUCGGAUGUUCCGCUGAAACGGAUCCCCGAAGAAGUAAGGGAGGCGAUGGCUCGGUAUGCCAGGGCUCCGAUUUUGGGAGAGGACCCCUUGGCUCACGUGGGAUCCUUGGUGGGCCCCGAAGCUGCUCGGGAGAAUCUGCUUCGUGCUAACCCGCAGUGGAGGGUUCCUGGGGCUGAAGAGAGGAAUCCGGCUAUGAUGGCCCAGUACUAUCUGAACGAGGUAAUUGCUGGAUUUUUCUCUUUAAGUUGUGUUUUUGUUUUAUGCUUUUCCUAUUUUUGCUCAUCUUUCCCUCGUUCCCAGGCUGUUUUCUGGUCCUCGUUCGCUUCCGAGUGCAGCUCGGUUGAGGAGAAGAAAUUGAGGAAAUAUCGUGAGGCUUAUGCUCGUGAUAUUCCCAUUUUGGACCAGAAGGCUGAGCAACUCCUCUCCGAGCUUACGGAAGUCAAGCAGCUAUACCUUCAGUAUAGUCGCGAGGCUAGAGAGUCUGCUGAGAAGAUCGGGGCCGAGGUUGGCCAGCUCAUCUUCCGAGUUGAAGAGGAUGCUGAGAAGAUCGCUUCCUUUGCUGAGGAAAAGAAGGAUAUGGCCGCUAAGUUCGCUAGCGAACUUGAAGAAAAAGAUAGACUCUUCCAGGAGAUGAAGUCUAAAUUUGAAGCGGCCGAUAAGGAGAGUAAAGAGGCAGAGUUGAGACUUUGCGAUUUUGUCCAGCAUCGGGAGCUGAUCCAGCAGCAAGCCGAUAAGGUGCCUGUUCUUCGGCUGAAGCUCCGGGAAAAGGACGACUAUAUUCGGAAGUUGGAGCAAGAGCGAGUCGACCUCUACACUGCUGAUCGGUGUAGAGAGCAGUAUUGGAAUGGCAUCCUGGGUGCUCGGCGCAUGUUUGCGAAGCACAUGCCUCACUUCCCUUGGAACGAGAAAGUUCCCCUCUGGAUGCAGGCCGAGGACCACUUGGUGGAAUGCCAAGCUGAUCGAGAUGAAGCUGAAGCUGAACGCCAAGCUGCUCUUGCAGAGGCUCGGGCCCAGAAGGCGACUUCCGAGGGUGAUACUACUGCUGGGGGUUCUUCGAAGGAUGCUCCCCUAGGGGCUGCUCCUGAGACUCCCAAGAGUUAGGGAUUCGGGCAGUCGUCUUCUUCAGAGUCGGUCGGUUCCAGUUGAGGACUUCCGAAUAUGUGCUUGCUUUUCCCCUUUUUGCCUCGGCGCUGCGUUGUACUCAUUUCUUUUUGAUUUCUUAGUACUUCGGUAGGCCGGUAUUGUCUGUUGAUGGCUGCCGAUUUUAACUGUUUCAUUUUGUUUUCAAUUUUUGAGGUUUUUCAAUGUAUUUGUACUUCCCCCAAACAUUGAAUGAAAAAUGAAUGUUUGUUACUUGGCUGCUUCUUUUCAAUUUUGUACUUUCGCAAUUUUAAGUCUUUGAAUCCGUAGACUUUCGAGCUUUUCUUUCUGUAGACUUGCUGAAAACCUUUUGAUCUUGCGAGCUCUUUAAAUCCGUAGAUCUGUUAAGAGACUUUUUAUCUUUGCGAGUUCUUCAAAUCCGUAGAUCUGCUAAGAGACUCUUUAACUUUGCGAGUUCUUCAAAUCCGUAGAUCUGCUAAGAGACUCUUUAGUUUUGCGAGUUCUUCAAAUCCUUAGAUCUGCUAAGAGACUCUUUGGUUUUGCGAGUUCUUCAAAUCCGUAGAUCUGCUAAGAGACUCUUUAGUUUCCAGACUCUUCAAAUCCGUCGAUCUGCUCAGAGGUCUGGAUUGUUCUUCCGAUCUCUUGUGGUUCGGAAACCUGGGCAAGAGAUCGCUAGUCUGCCUCUUAGUUAUGUCUUUGGCGAUCCGUGGAUCUGAGCCGAAGUUUUAUAACUUGAUUCGAGCGACUGUUUGUUGCGAACAAAUUUUAUCUGGGUAUCGCGAAUCCGAGGAUUCUGGACGAUUCCCUGUAUGAUUUGGUCAUUUCUUGCAUUUUAUCAAGGAAUGGGCAAAGUCAACCUGUUUUUAGUCUCGGAUUGAUCAGAUCCGAGGCUGCAUGUAUAUAUAAAGGGACAAUAAAUAUAGAGAUAAGUUUAAUGAAACUCAUGGUGCCAAUGGCUUUCCUCUACUCAUUAAACAACUUACUUGGUUUACAGACAGAGAUCAUACAAAAUAUUUCUUGAGAACAUCGGUAUUCCAAUGGUUCUUCAAAAUUGUUCCAUCUAACUGUUUCAGCAUAAACGUGCCUGGCCUUUUUUCGGAAUGGAUGAUGUAUGGUCCUUCCCAAGUGGCUGAGAGUUUGCCAUGGAUCCGUCCUUUCUGAACCGAGGCGGCGUUUCUGAGUACUAGAUCACCGGCUUUUAGGGGUCUGGCGUUGACUCUUCGGUUGUAAUGCUUGUUGACCCUCUGCAAAUAGGCUGCGUUGAGUGUCCUUGCAUCGUUCCGAGUUUCGUCCAGUAGAUCGAGAGCUUCGGACAGAAGUUGGUUGUUGCUUUCUCCUUGGAGUCCAUCAUACCUGUUGUAUGCCUGGAUCCUCAGGCUUUCUGUUCCGAUUUCCACAGGGAUGACAGCUUCGGAUCCAUAUACGAGGUGGAACGGUGUUUGCCCGGUAGCUUCUUUCUCAGUGGUCCGAAGGGACCAUAGCGUUCCGGGUAGCUCUUCUAACCAUUUGUUUUUGUCAUCCUCGACUCUUUUCUUGAGUGCAUUGAGGAUGAGUUUGUUGGCAGCUUCGGCUUGCCCGUUGCUUUGUGGGUGGCAAACUGCCGAGUAAGCUAGGUGUAUGCCGAACUGUUUGCACCAUUUUUGCAACGGGGUGUUGUCGAACUGUUUACCGUGGUCGAAGACCAUCAGUCUUGGUAUGCCGAACCUUGUGAUGAUGUUCUGCCAUAUGAACUUGCGGACCUGAGGUUCGGUGAUGGAGUAGACAGCUUCAGCUUCGAUCCAUUUGCUAAAAUAGUCGACUCCUACGAUCAACCACUUCUUCUGGUUCGUAGCUGAGGGGAAGGGACCAAUGAUGUCUAACCCCCACUGUGCGAAUGGUAAGGGAUACAGUGUUGAUUGUAGGGUUUGAGCUGGUUGAUGGAUGGCUGGUGCGAACUUUUGGCAUUUCUCGCAUUUCCUUGCCAUCUGCUUUGCCUCGUAAACCAUAGUGGGCCACCAGUAUCCGGCCCGAAGGGCUUUAUGUGCCAAUGUCCUGCCUCCGAUGUGAUUUCCGCAUAUCCCGAGGUGGAUUUCUCUUAGGAUGUAGUCAGCGUCUGUUGGACCCACACAUUUUAGCAGCGGAGCAGAGAAUGAUUUCCUCAUGAGCUCUCCUUCGGCGCUGAUGAUGAACCACUUGUCGAAUCUUUUCAGUUUUCUCGCCUGCAGCUUAUCUUCGGGAAGUUCUCCCCUUUCUUUGUAUGCAACUACUGCGUCCAUCCAGCUGGGUUCGGUACGUAAACUGCAUACUGUGGUGGGUAGCAAGUCAAUGCUUCUCUCUUGGUGAACUUCCACGUGGACCGACCUGUUUAGGUCGAUGAGUGUUGAGCUCGCGAGUUUUGACAGUGCGUCUGCUUGCGUGUUUUGUCCUCGGGGGAUGAGAAUGACUUCAAAGGAUCUUAACUUUGACGUUAAGGAUUUAAUUUUUGCUAAGUAAGCUGUCAUGCUGGGCCAUUUUCAUACUCCCCUCGGAUCUGGUUGGCUACAAGCUGGGAAUCAAUUUUGAGGCAAACAUGCUCGGCCUCCAGGGAUAAGCAAAGCUCUAUCCCUGCGAUUGCGGCCUCAUAUUCGGCCUCGUUGUUAGUUGCUUUGAAGCCGAACUUCAAUGCAUACUCUAUGCUUUUCCCCGUCGGGGGGAUUAGUACAACUCCUGCUCCUGAGCCGUUUACUGUGGAAGAUCCGUCAGUGAAGACCUCCCAAGUGCUUUUCGUAUCAUCCAGCAUUUCCUGGUAUGAGCACUCGGCCAAGAAGUCUGCCAACGCUUGUGCUUUGAUUGCUGUCCUCGGCUGAUAUUUGAUGCCGAACUCUGAUAGUUCGAAGGCCCAGGCAGCCAAUCUUCCUGACCUCUCUAUUUUGUCGAGUACUUUCUCGAGCGGUUGGUCAGUUAGUACUGUGAUCUGGUGGGAGUCGAAGUAUGGCCUCAGUUUUCGUGCAGCUACCACUACUGCAUAUGCGACUUUCUCGAUGAGCGGGUACCGGGUUUCGGCCCCUGUGAGUGUUCGGCUGGUGAAGUAGAUUGGUUGUUGCUUCUUUUCUUCUUCCCGAAGAAGCACUGCGCUGACGGUUCCAGGGCUAACUGCGACAUAUAGGUACAGGGUUUCCCCCUCCUUUGGUCUGGCCAGUGUCGGCAGUUGAGCUAGGUGGGCUCUGAGUUGCUGAAAAGCUUCUUUUUGCUCCUGUUCCCAUAUCAGUUCGGGAUCCACUUUCCUCGGGACCCCCUUUUUCUUGACUGGUUCUGUUUCUCCCCCGGGGGGGUUCUUUGGUUUCAGUGCUUUGAAGAAGGGGGCUCCUUUGUCCGAAGCUUUUGAUAUGAACCUUGUUAGUGCGGCUAACCUGCCGGUUAGCCUCUGCACAUCUCUUUUGGUCUUCGGCUCGGGUAGAUCCAAUGCCGCUUGGACAUUGUCUGGGUUCGCGUCAAUUCCUCUUUCGCUCACCAUGAAUCCAAGGAACUUCCCUGACUUCACCCCGAAGACGCAUUUUUUUGGGUUCAGCUUCAUGCUGUAUUUCCUCAGAUUUCCGAAGGUCUCUGCCAAGUCUUUGACAUGGUCUUCUUCCUUGAUGCUUUUUACGAUGGAGUCAUCCACAUAGACCUCCACAUUCCUCCCUUUCUGGUCGGCGAAGACAUGAUCAACUAGCCUCUGGUAGGUGGCUCCGGCAUUUUUCAAGCCGAAAGGCAUCAUUUUGUAGUUGAACACUCCUGCACUUGUGAUGAAUGCUGUCUUUGCCCUGUCGUCGGGGUGCAUGAACACUUGGUGGUAGCCUGAAAAGGCAUCCAUGAAGCUGAGUAGUGCAUGGCCGCUGGUGGAGUCAACCAAUUGAUCUAUCCUUGGCAGGGGAUAGCAGUCUUUGGGGCAGGCUCGGUUCAGAUCUGUGAAAUCCACGCACAUUCGCCAUGAGCCGUUCGCUUUUUUGACCAUCACCACGUUGGCCAGCCACUUCGGAUACAUGCAUGGUUCGAUGAAUCCGGCCUCUUGCAACUUUUUCACCUCCUCGGCGAUGGCU